UUUUGUUUUUUUCUUGAAGCCCCAUUUUCUCCUUUUUUAUUUUUUUCUUUUAUGGUUUUUCUAUAAAGGCCUACUUUGUGUGCACGACGACAAAUACAGUACGAGGCUUUUUUCUUUCCUGUAAAGGAAGCAUCUUGGCUAGGAAGGAAGCAACAUGAGUCGAAGUUCUGGUGAUCAUGGCUUUGUAGACAUCAUAUUUUCGUGGUCUCUUGAAGACAUUUUCAAUGAAGAUCUGUACAAGGACAAGGUCGAACCUAUUGAUCUAUCGUUCAAGUCUGUUCGGCAUUAUUUUGGGUCCUAUGUGUACCCCUUAUUGGAAGAAACUCGAGCACAGUUGUGCUCAAGUAUGGAAAUCUUAUCCAGUGCACCUUAUGCUGAAGUAAUUUCUCUUGAGGAGACCUACUCAAAUGGUAAAACACUCUACAAUGUUAAAACUGACAGUUGGAAAAACAGGUUCUCUGGUCAUGGAAAAGAGCUGUACAAAACAUUGUUUGGAGAUCUUUUUAUUUUGGCUGAUUUUAAACCUGAAACUGUGGAAGAUUUACAAAGGGUGGGAAGGACAUGGACUCUUGUAUUAUCAGCUGGGGUUGCAGAAGAGGAGAAUGAGAAUGACAACACUGAUAUUAUGUCUACUUUUAAAGUUGCUGCAUCUAAAAACAUUGAUGUCAAUGAAGAAGGGCAAAAGUCUUUGUUUAUAGUAUUUUUGACUAAUAUAAUCCCUGAUAGAAGAAUAUGGAGUGCACUGCACAUGCCAGGAAAUUCAAUGCUAAUCAAGAAAAUUUUAUGUGCUGGUGGUGUGGUUGAGGAAAGUUGUGAGUACUUCUCUCUACAGCCAGAUUAUGUAAAAGAUGACAGAACGUAUCAAAGGUUAUCAUCAGAGUUGAAUGGGUCUCAGUAUGAGGCAAUUUGGGCAUGCCUUUCUUCCAUUCAGUGUUGUCAUAAGUCUACUGUGGAUCUCAUUUGGGGUCCACCAGGAACAGGAAAAACCAAAACUCUGGGCACACUGCUUUAUGCUCUUCUGAAGAUGAACCAUAGGACUCUUGUUUGUGCCCCAACAAAUGUUGCCGUUAAAGAAGUGGCCUCACGUGUCUUGAGCAUGGUGAGAGAAUCAUUUGAUAGAAAUUCCGAGGCUUUGUUCUGUGCAUUAGGAGACAUGGUAUUAUUUGGGAAUCAUGAGCGGCUCAAAGUUGGUGCAGAUAUUGAAGACAUAUAUUUGGACUAUCGUGUCAAGCAGCUCAUGAUGUGCUUCGCACCACUUACUGGCUGGAGAUGUUGUUUUUCUUCGAUGAUUGAUCUUCUUGAAAAUUGUGUUUCCCAUUAUCAUAUAUUCAUUGAAAAUGAGUUGAGAAAGGAUCAAGAACAGGUUAGCGAUAAUAAUAUUAACAAGACAAAAGACAAUAGCACUUCACAUUGUAGUGAGACAGAGAAGGUGCACAAAACUUUUCUUGAGUUUGUGAGAGAAAGAUUUCUUUCUGUAGCAGUGCAACUCAGAGACUGUAUUUCUGUCUUGUGUACUCAUGUUGCUAGAAGUUACAUUUUGGACCAUAACUUUGAAGAUUUGGUUUGCCUUAUUCACAAAGUUAGUUCCUUUGAAGCUUUGCUGUUUCAAAGUAAUAUUGUUUCUGAAGUACUGGAAAAGCUUUUUUCUCCUCCAGAACAUCUACAUAAUUCUUGUGAGUCAUCUGUGGGUGUUGAAUACUUAUUGUACAAGAGCAGAACUGAUUGCUUGUCUUCUUUAAGAACCCUUAAAGGUUCACUUGAUGAACUCAGCCUGCCAAAUUCUAUGAACAAAGAAUCAAUUAGAGAGUUCUGUUUACAAACAUCCUCAUUAAUAUUUUCCACUGCUUCUAGUUCUUUUAAGCUGCAUUCUGUUGUCAUGGAGCCAUUAAAAGUAUUGGUGAUUGAUGAAGCUGCACAGUUGAAGGAAUGUGAAUCAAUCAUACCUCUACUACUUCCAAACGUAGAGCAUGCUGUUCUUGUGGGAGAUGAAUGCCAGCUACCAGCAAUGGUUGCAAGUAAUGUUUCUCAUAAAGUUGGUUUUGGAAGAAGCUUAUUUGCAAGGCUAAGCUCGUUGGGUCAUCCAAAUCAUUUUCUCAACAUACAGUACAGGAUGCAUCCAGCAAUAAGUUCAUUUCCAAAUUCACACUUCUAUUUUAACCAAAUUCUUGAUGCUCCAAAUGUUGUGAGAAAGAACUACAGAAAACAAUAUCUUCCAGGGCCAAUGUUUGGGCCCUAUUCCUUUAUAAAUGUAGUUGGUGGCAUUGAAGAGUUUGAUGAUGCUGGACGAAGCCGGAAAAAUAUGGUUGAAGUAGCAAUUGUGAUGAAAAUAAUUAAAAAUUGUUUUAAAGCAUGGUGUGACUCCAAGGAGAACCUCAGUAUAGGUGUAGUGUCUCCAUAUGCUGCCCAAGUUGUUGCAAUUCAGGAUUUACUUGGACAGCGGUAUGAUACACACGAUGGAUUUGAUGUGAAGGUGAAAACAAUUGAUGGUUUCCAGGGUGGAGAGCGGGACAUUAUUAUAUUAUCAACUGUACGAACCAAUCACAGUACUUCACUUCAAUUCAUCUCCAAUCACCAGAGGACUAAUGUUGCUCUUACAAGAGCUAGGUACUGUUUGUGGGUUUUGGGAAAUGAAAGGACCCUAACAAAUGAGGAAAAUGUUUGGAAAUCUUUGGUGCUUGAUGCUAAAAAGCGUCAAUGUUUCUUUAAUGCUGAUGAAGACAAGGAAUUGGCAAAAAGCAUCUGGGAUACCAAGAAAGAGUUGGAUCAGUUAGAUGAUUUGCUUAAUCCAGAUAGCUUCCUUUUCAAAAAAUCCAGGUGGAAGGUUCUUUUCAGUGAUAAUUUCCUUAAAUCAUUUAAGAAACUGCGAUCAAAGCAGACUAAAAAGUUAGUUCUUGACCUCUUGCUAAAACUCUCCACUGGUUGGAGACCUAAAAGGAUGAAAGUGGACUUACUUUGUGGAAAUUCAUCACAGAUAUUAAAGCAGUUCAAAGUUGAAAGUCUCUUUGUUGUCUGUUCAACAGAUAUAGUAAAAGAAUCAACGUAUACUCAAGUUUUAAAGAUAUGGGAUAUAAUGCCUCUGGAGGAUGUCCCAAAAUUAGUGAAGCGUCUUGAUAAUAUAUUUGGGAGCUACACCGACGAAUUUAUAAGUUGCUGCAGUGAGAAAUGCUUAGAGGGGAAUAUGGUGGUCCCAAUAAGUUGGGAAAGAUCAACAGAGAUCACUAAAUUUAAGACUCUUGAUAAUAAUGGAAAUGAAGCUGAAUUAAGUGGUUGUGAUCAAAGAAUUUAUGUGGAGAACUCAAAGGUUGAGGAGAGUUUGUUAUUGAUGAAAUUCUACUCCUUAUCAUCAGUUGUAAUUAGUCACUUGCUUUCUGAUCGUAUCAGUGAUGAAUUUGAUCUUCCGUUUGAAGUAUCAGAUGAAGAAUAUGACAUAAUCCUCUUUCCUAAAAGUACAUUUGUAUUGGGUCGCUCUGGUACUGGAAAAACCACUGUUUUGACUGUGAAGUUAUUUCAAAAGGAGUACAAGCAUCACAUGGCUGUUGAAGAAACGUAUGGAAUUAACAGUGCUGCAGUUCCUUGUUUGAAUCAUGAUAAAGAGUAUAAAAAGAGUUCUACUACGAAUGAUAGGCCUGUCUUGCACCAGCUAUUUGUUACAGUCAGUCCUAAACUAUGUCAGGCAGUAAAACAUCAUGUUGUGCGAUUGAAAAGAUUCGUAUGUGGUGGCAAUAUUGCUGCUGAAAGCAAUUCUAUUGAGGAAGAUAUUGUUGAUGUUGAUACAUCAAUACAGUUUAAGAAUACACCAGACUCUUUUAUGAAUCUUCCUAUCGACUCAUAUCCCCUUGUGAUAACAUUUCAGAAGUUUCUAAUGAUGCUUGAUGGGACUGUGGGGAUUUCCUAUUUUGAGAGAUUCAGUGACUUAUCUUCUGAUGGUAAGAACCUCAGUGCAAGGUCUGUUGCUUUGGAAACAUUCAUCAGAAAGAAAGAGGUGACUUAUGGCAGGUUUGAUUCAUUGUAUUGGCCCCAUUUUAAUUAUCAGUACACUAAGAAGCUUGAUUCCUCUAGAGUGUUCACUGAAAUCAUAUCCCAUAUAAAAGGGGGUAUGCAAGCGGUGGAAUCUAGUGAUGGUAAGCUAAGCCGUGAGGAAUAUCUUUCAUUAUCUGAAAAUCGAGCAUCAAGUCUUAUCAGGCAGAAAAGAGAGAUCAUAUAUGAUAUUUAUCAAAGUUAUGAGAAAAUGAAGAAUGAUAAAGGGGAUUUUGAUUUGGCGGACAUUGUGAUUGAUCUUCACCGUCGUCUCAGAAUAAACAAAUAUGAGGGUGAUGAGAUGCACUUUGUGUACAUUGAUGAGGUGCAAGAUUUAACCAUGAAUCAAAUUGCUUUGUUCAAAUAUGUGUGCCAAAAUGUAGAAGAAGGUUUUGUGUUUUGUGGGGACACUGCUCAAACAAUAGCAAGGGGAAUUGAUUUUAGGUUCCAAGAUAUAAAAUCUCUCUUUUACAAGAGAUUUGUGCUAGAAUCAAAGGGCAACACACACAAUCAAGGAAAAGUGAAAGGGAAAAUUUCAGAAACUUUUUUAUUGAGUCAGAACUUUCGCACUCAUGCUGGAGUGCUGAAACUAUCCCAGAGCACCAUUGAACUUCUUUUUCGUUUUUUCCCUCAUUCUAUUGAUGUUUUGAAGCCUGAGACCAGUUUGAUAUAUGGGGAAGGUCCAGUGGUUCUUGAAUGUGGAAGUAGGAAAAAUGCAAUUGUAACUAUUUUUGGCAACAGUGGACAUGUGGCUGGAAAAAUUGUUGGCUUUGGUGCUGAGCAAGUAAUUUUGGUACGAGAUGAUUCUGCUCGUAAGGAAGUUUUAGACUAUGUGGAGAAGCAGGCUCUUGUUUUAACCAUUUUAGAGUGCAAAGGCCUUGAGUUUCAGGAUGUAUUGCUGUACAACUUUUUUGGCUCUUCACCUUUGAAAAAUCGAUGGAGAGUGAUAUAUGAGUAUAUGAAGGAACAAGAAAUGUUGGAACCUACAGAACUUAAGUCGUAUCCAAAUUUCAGUGAUUCCAAACACAAUCUCUUGUGCUCUGAACUUAAGCAGUUAUAUGUGGCUAUAACUCGUACAAGACAAAGAUUGUGGAUAUGUGAGAAUACAGAAGUGUACUCUAGACCUAUGUUUGAUUAUUGGAGAAAGAAAGGUCUUGUGCAAUUUAAAGAACUGGAUGAUUCACUUGCUCAAGCAAUGAAAGUUGCAAGUAGUCCUGAAGAAUGGAGGUCUCGUGGCAAAAAGCUAUACUAUCAAAAUAACUAUGAGAUGGCAACGAUGUGUUUUGAAAGAGCAGGAGACUCUUACUGGGAGAGAAAGUCUAAGGCUUCUGGUCUUAGGGCAAAUGCAAACCGUUUGCGUGAUUUGAAUCCUGAGGAUUCAAAUGCAAUGCUUAGGGAAGCUGCUGAAAUUUUUGAAGGCAUAGGAAUGGCUGAAUCUGCUGCCCAGUGUUUUUCUGAUUUAGGGGAUUAUGAAAGAGCUGGGAAGCUCUAUUUGGAGAAAUGUGAAGAGCCUGAUUUGAAAAGAGCAGGGGAUUGCUUUUAUUUAGCUGGAUGUUAUGAAACUGCAGCUCGAGUGUAUGCUGGAGGCAGUUUCUUCUCAGAUUGUUUGAAUGUUUGUGCAAAAGGAGGGUUGUUUGAUAUUGGCUUAUAUUACAUUCAACACUGGGAAAAAAAUGAAAAUGCUGAUCAUUGUAUGGUAGACAGUCAUGAACUAUUCACAAUAGAACAAAAAUUUCUGGAAAAUUGUGCUCGGAAUUAUUUGGAUCGUAAAGAUACCAGAUCCAUGAUGAAAUUUGUUAAAGCUUUUCACUCAAUGGAUUUGAAGCGUGAGUUCUUAAGAUCAUUAAGUUUACUUGAUGAGCUUCUUGUGUUAGAAGAGGAGUCAGGGAACUUUAUGGAAGCUGCAAACAUUGCUAAGAUGAUGGGUGAUGUUCUACAUGAGGUUGAUCUACUGGGAAAAGCUAGUAAAUUCAUGGAAGCUUGUGAACUUAUGCUUUUGUAUGUACUUGGGAAUUCUCUUUGGUCUGCAGGAAGCAAAGGGUGGCCCAUAAAGCCAUUUGCACAAAAAGUUGAGCUCUUGAAUAGAGCAUUAUCUUUUGCAAAGGAAGAGUUGAGCAGCUUUUAUGUGAUUGCAUCUACCGAAGCUGAAAUAUUAUCAAAUGAGCAUAGUAACACUUUUGAGAUACUGAAUCAUUUGAAAUCAUCUCGCACAUAUGGGAGUAUUAGAGGUGAAAUAAUAUGUUUGUGGAAGCUUUUGGAUGCUCAUUUUCAGCUGAACUCCUCCAAGUUUGUCUGGCUAGACAAUUUGUUAGAUGAUUCUGUGGAAGGAAUGUUAUUGGAGAAUCAAUUUUCUGUGGAGUCAUUGUUUCAUUGUUGGACGUGUUGGAAAGAUAACAUUGUCUGUGUAGUGGAAUCUCUUCCAAGUCUCAAAUCACAAGAUAUUCAUCAUCACAGCAGUUAUGGAAAGUUUGCAUUGAAUUAUUUGGGUGUUCGGAAGCAAACGUCUAAUCUAAAUGACAUUUACAUUUUGCUCAUCCCUGAAGCUAACUGGGUGAUGAAACUGGGUGAUAGAUUUCUAAAGAAGAAUGGAAGGCUAGUUUCUGUUGAUGUUCAAGAUUUAGUUUCUGCUGCUGAGAGCUAUUGGUCUUCACAAUUGGUUUCAGUUGGCAUGAAAGUCCUGCACAUCCUUGAUGCACUCUACAAAUUUUCUGCUAGUAAAGCUCUUUCUGAAUUUUGUCAAUUCAGGUCCUUAUUUCUGAUCUAUGAUGUUUUCAAAUUUCUCCUCAAAUCUAAAUGUUUUAACCUCAACCAUGGUAACUUAAAAACAUUGGAGAAAUUUAGCAGAACUCCAAUUGACCGUUCAUUGUGCUAUUUAGUUCCUCUUGACUGGAGUAAAUCACUGAUAAAAGAUAUGGUUUAUCUUAGAACAACAGAAACUUGUCAGGAUUUGGUUAAAGAUGUGAUCUAUGAAAACAUUAAUCGGAAAGAUAUGCUGACUUAUGGUCAAAUUGGAAAUGUGGUAGUCAUGAUUCUUGGUACAGCUAAUCUAAAAAGUGAACUGUUUGUGAAAAUUUUGGCAAGAUUUAAAGAGAAUCCACUCUGGCAAGAGUUCAUUCAGAGCUUGCAUUUAAAUUCAGCUCAGAAAAAUUCACAUGUUGAUGAAGCAGUAGAGAAUUUUUAUAAAGCUUUGCAGUACACUUACAGUGUGAAUUGGACAAGGGAAAUUGACUAUAUAUCUCCCAGUUGUUUUAUGUACCUCCUUGACCGCCUUCUGCUCUUAACAUCACACGGGAAGUGGAAGGGGUUCAUUUUUGCUACAAAAUCAUCGUUUGUUGAAUGGCUUAUUCACCAGGAUGAAAAUUCCUUUCCAAAUUUGAGUGUAAUGGCUGAUGUACAAUCAGGUGGAGAGCAUAUCCAUAGGUUCAUUUUUUCUGUCCUCCGUGAGCUUCUUAAUGAUCAAAAUGGUACCAUAAGUUGGAUUAGAAAAUCAAAUCUCAAUGUGAAAAAUUAUUUUCCGUUGUUUCUUCUGAGAUUGAUUGUUUCGUUAUGUUUGCUUCAUUUGAGCUCUGGAAAGUAUUUAGAGUUACUUCACAAUUUGUUGAAGAAGAACCAUGUGUUGUCUCAACUGCCACUGGAAUUUCGUAAUGUUCUUCAGAAAGGAAGGAAUCAUCUGGUUUUGAAAGUCUUUGCUGAGGCAUUUAAACUGAUUGGCAAUCCCUUGGUAGUUGCCAGGUUUCAUAACACUUCUUCAGAAAUUUUGUGUCCAGAUGCUGUGUUUGUGGAUUUAACAAUAUGCCAAAGAAAGUUCAUAUUAGAAGUAUUGUUUCCAAAUAGAGUUGACAGUGUGGAUGAGGAAACUGCAGCAGUAUUAGAAGCUUCUGACUCAACGUCUAAGGAGUUUUCUUCAACAAACUGUUCCAGUUUUCCAAAUAAAAGCUCUCCUAUUGUUACUGCUCAGACAUCAGAUAGGGAGAUUAUUGGCAUGUCUACCAAUGCUGACUCUUUCUGGGCUACGAUGAAUAAUUUAUGGUUUGCAAUUGAUCAUAAGGUGCUACCCAAUUCCACAAUCACAAAGGAACUUUUGAAUAUUUGGAUUGAUGGUUUGAGUCAUGGAAUGCAUGGAAGCUUGUCAGAAAACCCUGUUAACCUUGAUGACAAAAAUGAAGUGGAGGAGGUGGUGAACUUGCUUGAUGAAAUGAAGCAACUUUUUUCUGCAUUGGCUAUGAGUGGUGAUGGAGCGAUUGAGAAUCACGCUCAAAUUGGGGAACUAUGUCAGAGAAUUCUUUCAAGACGACCAAAAGUAGGGCACGUCAUGAAUAAGCUGUAUUUGCUGUCCAUGGAGAAUAGCAAUGUUGGGAAUGAGUCAUCACAAGCCAAAACUGCAGCAGCCAAUGAUGAGCAUGGGCAAAAUGCUUUAGAGGAAUCAAAAGAUAACUUGUCCAAGAAUUCCGAAGGUGCCACCAACUCAGGACAUGGAAACAUCAAGGAAAAUACCAAGGGGAAGAAAAACAAAAAAAAGAAAGGCAAGGGUGGGAGAAGGGGUAAGAAGUGAAAAUGUACUUAUGACUGGUUGUUUGUAUAUUCAGAUAUAUAGGAAUAUGUGUUCAAACUUUAAACUGUCUGGUUGGUCUAUCUUUGCUAUAUUUUCUUUGCUGUGGACCUGAUUUUGGACUUUUAAUCUUGAUCAUCUAUGAAAAGUUCUUUAUAAAUUUAA
Messenger RNA from Glycine soja, 8731 nucleotides. RefSeq lists its product as uncharacterized. The record is from RefSeq and is a predicted model, not a curated record. Gene Ontology annotation, molecular function: ATP binding; helicase activity; protein binding. The coding region runs from base 155 to 8569 and encodes 2804 amino acids. The transcript has 15 exons. NCBI's taxonomy places the organism in Eukaryota, Viridiplantae, Streptophyta, Magnoliopsida, Fabales, Fabaceae.